UCUCUAUACACAAACAAAUAUGGGUAGCCAUUUUGGCUUAUUAAACUAUUUCACUUGUUUAAUAAUGCUUUUGUACUUUCCAAAUUUUGUUGUAUCCGGUAAACCACAAGUCCCAUGUUACUUUAUAUUUGGAGACUCGCUUUUUGAUACCGGUAAUAACAAUCAACUUGAUACUAAGUGGAAAGCAAAUUAUCCACCGUAUGGAAUCGAUUUUCCUAAAGGUCACACAGGCAGGUUCACCAAUGGUCGAACCGCUGCUGAUAUUAUCGGUCAAAAUCUUGGCUUUGAUGGAUUCAUUCCAACGUAUGUUACCGCAACCGAUGACCAGAUCAGCAAAGGCGUAAACUACGCUAGUGGUGGAGCUGGUAUUCUAGACAGAACUGGAUUUCAUAAUGGUGACCGAUUCAGCUUUCACCAACAAAUAGUUCAUCACAAUUCGACAGUUUCACGCAUUUCACGCAUACAAAAGAACACAACAUUCCUUAAAGAAUGCAUUUAUGUUGUAAACAUUGGCAUGAGCGAUUACAUCUACAACUACUAUUAUUGGACAGGGUUUGAUCGUAUCUACAACUCAUCAUUGUUAUAUUCAAAGAUAAAUUACGCAACUAUCCUUAUUAUACAAUAUUAUCGGCAACUAAAGGCUUUGUAUAACUUGGGAGGUAGGAAGUUUGCUUUGUUCGGUCUAGCUCAAUUGGGUUGCACUCCGUUUAUUGUUAAAAGUUGGUCAGCUGUAGGAAAACCAUGCUCAGUUCUCGUCAAUGAUGCCGAAUAUGUAUUCAACAAUAGGCUAAAAACUCUUGUUGAUGGACUCAACAAACUUAAACCAGAUGCUAGAUUCACUUUCAUCAACACAACAAGCAUUUUACAGAAAAAAGAAGGUGCCCCUGUGACGCCUCCCUCCUUGCCAAUCCCGACUAAGAAAAAGAAAUUACCUGAUUAUAAUAAAUAUAAAGCUCGGCCUUGUUGUCCAGUAACAGAUGAUUGGCAAUGCAUUCUGAACUCAACUCCUUGCGCUACUCGGACAUCGUCUACUUACUUUGAUACAGUCCACCCUACAGAACCUAACAAUAUUGCCAUAGCAACAAGAUCAUAUAAAGCCCUUUUACCCACGGAUGUUUACCCAUAUGAUAUACAUCGGUUAACUCAAGUUAAACUCUAAGAAAGACUACCAAAUUAGCACAACCAAGUGAUAUAAAUGCAUUUUUGUUUAUGUAAGAGAUGGUAUAAGUCGAUUGGGUAUUGCCUAUGCAUGAAUAUGAAACUAUGCAUUGCCCUUAUUUCAAUAA
This is a messenger RNA of Helianthus annuus (common sunflower), 1286 nucleotides long. RefSeq names its product GDSL esterase/lipase At1g29670. The coding region runs from base 20 to 1159 and encodes 379 amino acids. Lineage: Eukaryota; Viridiplantae; Streptophyta; Magnoliopsida; Asterales; Asteraceae. The transcript is spliced from 5 exons. The record is from RefSeq and is a predicted model, not a curated record. Gene Ontology annotation, molecular function: hydrolase activity, acting on ester bonds.